AGAUUUAUAACCUUGUUGUCUGAUAAGAAGGCAUACAGUCUUAGAUCUCAGAAAGCCACUGUUUUCAAUAUACACACAUCAGCUGGUGAUGAAGACAGCAAGAUUUCUAAUUUCCAGAACUCAAAGAAAGCCAGUGAGCCUACAGACUCGCCUUUGCCUGUCUUCAGUGACAGAAUCAGUCUGGACCGUCUGUCUCACAACUUGAAAAUUACAGACUUCCACUUGCCAGAUGAGGACUUUGGCGUUCUGAAGCUUGAAAAGCUGAAAUCCGUGAAUCACCUGGAACCAUUCACACACCACAUACACCGAGAGAGAUAAGACAGUACAGCCAGCAUCCUAACAAUGACAGCAAUACAUUGCUGCCUGCAGGUAGCUCAGCAGUGCUGCAGGAAAGUAAUCCGGAGGCUUAUUCUCAAAUAUUUGAGAGAGCCUUAAAUCUAUUAGAAACGAAUGAACACUGUUUGAAUGUUGAUCCAACUUCUUGCAACAAAGACACUUUGGAAAAUAAUAUAGAGCCAUCAGCAGAUGCAGCAGAACCAUCACACUCUCUUAUAAGUGAGCCAACAAGUGCACUACCACUUGUUGUAGAGGUAUUAGACUCCAAUGAGAAAAUAUCCCAUUCUCCUAAAAAAGACUUUUCAAUAAACCAAUUUCCAGAUGAUGACAAUCCUAGACAUACCAGCUGUAUUCCAGAAAGGCCCCUUCCUGAUCAUGAAAUACCCCCAAACAUUUUGGCAAUUCCCACCUGUUCUUUGAGUGAUGGUGAAGUACAAGCUCUUAUUCCACUUAAUGAUGUUUCCGGAGAUGCCGAGACUUUAUGGGCAAAUCUUGAUUCACAUAGAAGUAUAGAAUCCAAUGUUGUUCCCACAGAUUCCCCUACACAGUCAAACAUACCUGGAAAACUUUCUUCUCCAAAAGAACUGAAGAGUAGUGUCCUCUUCUCAACAUCAUUAUGCUCUGUCCCUCUAGAGACUAUGAACGAUUUUGUGGCUUCAUCCUGCACACCAGGGCUUCCUUUUUUAGGUUCAACUCCAGCCAUCUUUUCUUCACUGCAUGGCAGCAAUACAUCUGUUACUUGCAGUCUGGCAGAUGAGAGGCAACAGAAAGUUUUUCUUCCAGAGGUCUGUAGUAGAGAAGGCCCUGAAUUUAUGUCCUUGAGGUGUAUGGGUGGUGCUGGAGAUAUAGAAGACUCCAAGCAAUGCCAUGAUGUAUUGGGACAAGAUGAUAACAUGAUGGUUGAAGGUCAUUGUCAAUAUCUAGAGCAUCAGAACAGCCUACUGUCAAAGGCUGACAAAGAUAGAUCUGUAUAUGUGUUAUCCAAAAGAGCUGAUAAUGAAGAUACAGAAGUAGAGACUGGAUCAGGGGGUCGCCUACGUCUACUUUCAGAAAUAAAGGAUAGCUGUGGUGGUGGUUGUACAGUAGAUCUGUGUCCGGUUUGGUGGGAGUUCUCUGGAAGUCCAGAGCUCUGCAUUGUAGCAGCGAGUGAAUCCUCUGUUUGCCUUUGGAGACCCCAGACAGAAGGGAAUUGGGACUGUGCUCACACUUGGAGCUUUACAGAGAUGCCAGUUAUCCAGAUACUUCCAUUAUCUCAAGAGAAGAAUAUUGUUUGUGUUGCAUUAGGAAGUCUAGAAAUCAUGGAGAUCUGGGCUUUAUUCUCACCCCCUGAAAGGCUUGGCUGGGAGAAGCAGCUGGUCAAACGUGGGCACAUGAAAACUGCUCAGGGUCUGUCGAGGCACCGUCUGGUCAGCAGUGGAGAACAUGGCCAAGUUGUAGAAGUGCAGCAGUUGUCAGAGACAGGAAGUACAGUGGAAUCCCUUUCAUUGGUGCCCCCCAGAGACAGUGUUCUGGCCUUCUGUGAAGUAGAAGGAAAGAGGGAUGCUUUGGUUGGAUCCACCAUGGAUACUUAUGUGGUUGUCUGGAAUGCUGUCACUGGACACCUCUUGAGUACGAUCUACGUGGGUGACCACUGCUCUGACCUCACCUGUCUCAGCGCAACCUCUGACUCUGGUUUGUUGUUUUUGGUUGUCUCCAGUUUGUUCGGCAAGCCUUGUGAGGAUGCAGGCAGUUGUAUAUUCAAGCUGAUUGCCACCAAUCCGCAAGGAGGGGCUAACACUCCCAUUAUGUCUUAUGUCAUUCCAGACAAACCUAGUACAAGAUAUCAGGAAGGGGAUGUUAAAAGACAAAAGGCAGCUGCAGUAUUGACCUGUGGAAGCAUAGCACUCUGGGAUAUACCCAGAAGUCAUUGCAGCGUUACACUUCCCCCCAGCUUGGACGCACCCUGGUGUCUUGUACGAUGGAGCCACAGCCCUUACUGCUUUGCUGACUGGAAGAAAAGAUGGAACCAUAUGCAUCUAUGAGUAUACAGAACACUGCUCAGAUAAGGAAAGGUGA
Messenger RNA from Staurois parvus, 2391 nucleotides. NCBI's taxonomy places the organism in Eukaryota, Metazoa, Chordata, Amphibia, Anura, Ranidae. The record is from the annotation of a GenBank genome assembly.